AGAGACUCUGAUAAAAGGAAAAUCAGAUUUCAGACUGCCGACGCGCGUCAAGAGAGCCGGUGGGUUUAUGACCCAAAACCCAUAUUGGCCGGUUGAAUUCCGAUUGCAAAGAGGAGAGCUAAGAAUGGCUCUUCUCCUCUUUUUCGCUCCUCCAGGACCACUCGCUUCCUCCUCCGCUCCGCAUUCUUCGUUCUCGUCAUCAGCGACCACUUUGGCUGUAGAUGCUGCAACAAUUUCUAGGUUGUACAUAAAGCCUAUUGAUUUAUGCUCAAACUCUCUUGGGGAGAUUUGCUUUGAUAAGCUCUUUAGUGCUUCCAGAAGGGGAGGAAUUAUUGCGAAGGUAUCUUUAGAUGUAGAGGAAACUGGUCAAGAUGGUGAAAUGGCUUUAUCUGAGAGUGAUGAUGAUGAUGAAGAGAACAUCCCGUUUGUCAAAAUUCCAUUGGAAUCGAACUUGCAGCUGAAGCUGGAGCAGAAGAUGAGGAUGAAAGUGGCAAAGAAGGUUAGGCUUCGGAGGAAGAAGCUUAUUAGGAAGCGGAGGACGAGGAAGAAGGGUCAAUGGCCGCCUUCAAAAAUGAAGAAGUUGAAGAAUGUCUGACCUUUACCUUGUGUUAUCUAGUUUUGGCGUAUUUGGUGAGCUCUAAAGUGUUGGAAGCUGGUAUUUGGAUGUUAGCUGGUCUCUAUCAGGGUGGAAGAGUAAAACUGUGGGAGAUCUGAUAUCCUUUUUGCUUUUGCUUUAAGUCUCAAAAUAUUUACAUGCACAAAUGUUUUGUUGACUGGGCUGCGUAGCAACCGGCCUGAGUCUGGAACAAUGAUGAGGUUUUAUAAUGGCUAAAUUCGGCUGACUAUAUAGUAUGUGUCCAAAUUUUUAGUUUUAGACUGUUUCUGGUAGGUUUCAAUUCCCCUCUUAGUAACCCUACACUUUCUUCAGAAAUUACUAGCUGAUCUUUUAUUUCCAAUGGCAAACUUGGUAAGACUGUAGUUAACUGCGAAUCUGGCUAUUAAUCUGAUUUUUUUUUUUUUUUUUGGAUUAAUGUGAAUUUGUACUUGGUUGGUGUAGGAUCUACCCCUGAAAUGAUUACUUCAUACUGUACUGAUACAACAUCUUUUUAUAAUAUUAUGUAUAUUGAAUUUCU
Tripterygium wilfordii is the source of this 1133-nucleotide messenger RNA. RefSeq names its product 50S ribosomal protein 5 alpha, chloroplastic-like. The record is from RefSeq and is a predicted model, not a curated record. Bases 68 to 595 code for a protein of 175 amino acids. The transcript is spliced from 3 exons. NCBI's taxonomy places the organism in Eukaryota, Viridiplantae, Streptophyta, Magnoliopsida, Celastrales, Celastraceae.